Molecule: messenger RNA, 453 nt
Organism: Mollisia scopiformis
Lineage: Eukaryota; Fungi; Ascomycota; Leotiomycetes; Helotiales; Mollisiaceae
Exons: 2
Coding region: 1-453 (150 amino acids)
Source: RefSeq, a predicted model, not a curated record
AUGACGGAAGAAAAAGAUACCAAUGUCUUCACACCUAGACCACCAAUUGUAGAGCAAAAAAGUCUACUUCUCAAGAAGCUGCCCGCAGAGAUGUUGAGUCAAAUUUGCGAUCACCUUGGCCCAGCCGGACAACGACUUCUAGGCGCAACCUGCUUGACACUUUACCAAGUUUUCAAGCAAAAGUACAAGACGGACGAGAGUUACAUACGGUUCGAGUACACGAAUUGGGAAGGAAUACUCAUUGUCAGCGGUCGGGAUAUGCUGGGUUUCACAUGGUCGGCAGCUUAUGAGAAGAUUAUGGUGGAUUGGAUGAGUCCCAAGGAUUCUGCGGCGAGAAGCAUCAGAGAUCGCAGGGAAUUCUGUAGAACCAUGAGAAGACAAUUGGAAUGGUUUGAUGAAAACGAUAUUCAAGCGCAUUCCUGGCGUAAAGGCAAAGUCAUCAUUGAGUCUUGA